CCUAUGAAAGAGCAUGUUUUGUCAUUAGGCGUGAAACUCUGUUAAAUUUCUAAUGAGAAAAGAAAUGAAAUUGAAACAAAGGACAAGAAGAAAGAAUAAACCUUCUUUGGAAGGGCUCCGGCUCUAUAACGAUAAUACUUUCUAGAUGCAGCAUCCCUUAAGAGCACUUGAGAAUCUCCGCAAAAAGUAACAAUCAAUACAUUAUGAGUAAAACACCAUCUCAUAACAUCACGAAGGGAGAGUUGUUCCAAUAUAUACCAUAAUGAAAUUUACUAGAAGCAAAUGAGAUAGUCCAUCAACUGAGAAGCCGAAGAUACCUGUUGUAUAUGGUUUGGCUUUGAGACUAUUGUUCAAUGGAAGGAUGGUGUGGAUUGACUCUCUCAGUCUACUUAUUUCGCAUUUUCACAACCUCGAGCUCGGUUCAGGUUCCAUUUUGAGGAUUUUGAAGGAUUAUGUACAAGGUCAUGGCUAGUGUAAUGUGAGAGGAUAAUCUUUCUAUGGAGGGGCUACAAAGGCCUUGCAAGGUGAUGUAUGAUAGGAACACCUAAAUUCCACAUAAUUUGCUAAAAAUAGCUGAAUCCUAUCUAAGACUGUGGAGGCUACAAUCAAUCGAUUCAUGAAGAUGUGCGGGGCGACACAAUAUCACUAAAAAAGCUAUAUUGGUGGCUACAUUCAAGAGAUGUGAUUUGAUGUUAGCAACAAGGUAUUGUUGAAGAUUAUGAUGAUUGAAAGAUGUGUAGGGAGACACAAUAUCACUAGAAGACCUAUAUUGGUGGCUAUAGUCAAGAGAUGUAAUUUGAUAUUAGCAACAAGGCAUUAUUGAAGAUUAUGAUGAUUGAAAAGCGUAUUGAAAUUUGAUAAGAGCAAGUUGUGUCCGAGAUACACUAAACUACAUGAAAUUUCCAGAGUGUUUGGCACGGUGGCCUAUUUAUAAGCAAUUAUCAUCGAAGUUAGGGCACACCCGCAAUGUGAUUCUCGUGAGCUUGCUUAAGAUGGUCGACUCAUACCCUUCACCAAACGAUGGCCAAACCUUUCAAACUUAGCAUCCAUCAAAAUGAAAGCCAAUUACAUCACCAGACAUAAUUCAAGAGAUGGAACUACAUUUAAUCGAGCUCCACGUGCUUAUCAUCUCAGCCGUUCGUGAAUUCAAACUAGUCUCACUAUGAUAUAAGGUAAGUAUAUCUACAAAACAACUAAAGAUUUCAAUUUAUUUAUAACCGAUAUUGUAAAAUGGAAAUAGAUUUAAUCGAGUUCAAAGGCCUUAUCUUCUCGACCAAUAAGACGAAUUUCAAAUCCAAAAACUAAAAUAAUUGGAAACACAUUGAUUAACAUAAAAUUAAUUUUCUAAGUUUUAAUUUAAUAUUAUUUUCAUAAAAAUGUUUUUUUUUUUCUGUUAUAUAAGUAAGGAUGUAUGGGAGAAUUUUCAGAUUUAGUGCAAGUGAAUGCCACCUCUGCAACUUCCUUGUUCCCAAAUAGCCAUUCGUUCUCCGGCGUUCUCUCUUUCUGGUAGUUUCAGUUUCAGCUUUGUCGCCACAAAGAAAAUGAUGGAAACGGCGAAACGAAAGCGAUAGCUGCAGAGAAAUCUAACCAAGGAAAAUCGCCUUUGCUUCCUUUUGCCUUCUUUCUCCAUUGUCACUCUGCUCCACCUCCUAACCCUUUUUUCACUUUUCACUCGCCCCAACUCUGCUUCUUCCCCAAUUUCGGUCUCCCCGUCUCCGUCAUGGACCGCCACCAGGGUUUUCCUCCGCCCGCCGCCGUCACCGAUGCGAAUGCUUCUGCUGCGACCGCCGCCGCCGCCUCAGGUUCGUCGGCCAGAGGAAGCAUUGCCGAGAGAAGGGCUGCCACAUGCGGCUUCAAAGCCGAGAGGAUCACUUCUCCCCGCUUCGGCACUACCGCCAGUCCUUUGGAUUCCUCUGCCGCUCACUCUCCUUGCAUUACCAUUCCCGCCGGAAUUAGCCCCACCGCUCUCCUCGAUUCCCCAGUUUUGCUCCCAAAUUCUCAGCCUUCUCCAACAACUGGAAGUUUUCCAUCAACCCUUCUCGGUUAUGAAAAUGGGGCACUCAAUGGCGAUAUGAACCCAGUUGGUAGUGCUGAAUCUUCCUUCAGACUCAAACAUCAUGGAGAUCAAGACUCCCAGCAAAGAUUUUCAACUAUGGAUAAUCAGGGAUAUAAUGUUGGCUCACAGGCUCUUGCUUUAGCACCAAUGGAUUUUGAAUUUCCUGCAGAGUUUUCGAAGGAGGCAACUGUAAAUAGUUGUAGAGGGGACCUGGUCAAUGAUACUAAACCAGUAAAUAGUAUGGUUUUGCCCAACUUCAUUGAUGCACAGAUUUGCCAUUCUGUUGCAUCUAGAAACCAAUCAUCUGUACAAAGGAGACCUUUAAAUGGUAGAAGUGAUGUUAUCCAUCACCCUGUGGAAGACCAGAAAAGCACAUUCACCGGGACAGGAGGAGGUGGGAGAACUUCGGAAGAUGGAUACAGUUGGAGAAAGUAUGGACAGAAGCAGGUGAAAGGUAGCGAAUACCCAAGAAGCUACUACAAGUGCACCAACCCGAGUUGUCAGGUGAAGAAAAAGAUAGAGCGGUCACUUGAUGGCCAAAUAACGGAGAUAAUCUACAAAAAUGCUCAUAACCAUCCCAAACCUAAUCAAGUCCGUCGAGGAGCGCAGCUUGAAUCUUCACCCACUGCUGAUGACAAUCCAGAUAUUGAUGAAGGCAGCGGAAGAAACUGUGUUAAGAUUGAAAGAGGAUCGCUCGUUGUUAAAAAUGCAGAGUUAGGUAAAAAAGAUAACAAUGAACCCGGUACUGAUUGGAGGGCAGCUGAUGGCCUGGAGAGGACAUCUUCUGCAUCUGUCAUGACAGAGCUUUCUGAUCUUUUGUCACCUAACCAAGGGAAAUCUGUGGUGACAUUUGAAUCGGUUGAAACACCAGAGCUCUCCUCUGCAGUUGCCAGUCAUGAAGAAGAUGAUGAUGAUGGGAUAACUCAGGGAAGCAUAUCAGUUGGAAGUUACAUUGAUGAGGAAGAAUCUGAUUCCAAAAGGAGAAAGAUAGAGAGCUGCCUGGGUGAGUCAAAUGUGUCAUCCAGGGCUGUCCGGGAGCCAAGAGUUGUUGUCCAAAUAGAGAGCGAGGUAGACAUCCUGGAUGAUGGAUAUCGCUGGAGGAAGUAUGGUCAAAAAGUUGUCAAAGGCAAUCCAAAUCCCAGGAGUUACUACAAAUGCACGAGCCUAGGUUGUUCAGUGAGGAAGCAUGUGGAGAGGGCCUCCCACAAUCUGAAAUACGUUAUCACCACAUAUGAAGGGAAGCAUAAUCACGAAGUGCCGGCAGCAAGAAACAGCAAUAGUUUAAGCUCAAAUGGCAGUUCUCUGUCCCAAGCUUCUGGCAACACACAGCCUGGUUUGACACUACCCAGAGGUGGAGCCUCUGUCCCGAAACCUGAAACGCAGAUGCAAGAUUUUGUGCCUGGUUUUGAUCGAAGAUCGCUGUUUAAUAACAGCAGUGAUUAUCUGAGAGGUGGUUUCUCUGGGAACUUCGUCAGUGAGAUGAAGCUGGAGCCAAUUUAUUCAAUGAAGUUCCCUGCCAUGCAUAGCAGCAUCCCUUACGGCUCCUACAGUUUCAACUCCACCCGGACACCGAUCCAUCAGCCGGGUUCCAUGGGGCCACUUGUUCCACAGUUCCCAUUGCCGCUGUCCUCGAGUCUGCACACAUUGGGUGGCGUUGACUUGUCGAAUCAUGUGCCUCCAGGUAUGGGUCAAGUUGCCCAGCCUUUUAUCCCAGGUCAGCAGAGGAUCAGGCCUAAACAAGAACUGAAGGAUGAUAAUUUCUAUGAUGCCGGCGCCGCCUCCUCCAUUGUUAAUCAAUUAAAUGCAUCUCAGCCCCAGCUCUAUCAACGCAUUAUGGGGAAUUUUCCAUCUUAGAUGAUAAUGUGCUCUGCAUCUAAGCUAGGUUAGGAUUAGGAAAAAAAGAACGGGUAAAGAAAGGCGAGAUAAGAAAGGAUAGAGACUAUAACGAGUCUCUGUUCUGUUUUGCACAGCAAAAUUGCAGUGAGUUUUUGUCUGUGACUUGGGUUUUUCUAUUUUGGAUACCUGUAGAAAGGCAGGUUUUAAGAAUUUAUAGAAGAAUAUAGGGAAAAGAGAGGAGAAAGAAGGAAGAUAGAAGCAUAGAUAGCAGUAUUUUUCUUCUUAUCAAUAUGUAAUUUGGUUUGUUUCAUAAUUAUAAGCAAUCCAUGAGCUUUUGCCAACAUGCCAUUCUCCUGCAGCAUUACUCCCUCAGAGUCCCAUCACCACACCCUCUCUCUUGAGCAUAAUGCUCAACUCUCCUUCAAGGUUAUAACUUAUAAAGGCAACAUAACUUCUAUAUCGAAAUGUCGCCUGAACCAUGAGGUAGCACUCUCCUUAAAGUCGUUAGGGUGCACGACGAAUCACCCAUUGCAGUGCAAUCUGUGAAAAAGUACUCAAUCCAUCACAUUAACAAGCAAACCUCACCUUCUAAUUGAGAGGUAGGGGACUAAGAAUCAGAGCAUGAAAGGCCGCUGGGAGGUGAAGGAUCUUGCCAGAUAUACGAGUACCAGCACUACGUAGCCUAAACAGUAGGCACAGAGUCGCAGCAUGGAAAAAGAACCAGAUUGCACCCUCCUACUUACAUGGAUACAAUCAAUUCGAAACAUUGUA
Messenger RNA from Linum trigynum, 4663 nucleotides. The record is from the annotation of a GenBank genome assembly. NCBI's taxonomy places the organism in Eukaryota, Viridiplantae, Streptophyta, Magnoliopsida, Malpighiales, Linaceae.